This is a messenger RNA of Priapulus caudatus, 2725 nucleotides long. Its product is annotated as homeotic protein female sterile-like. Gene Ontology annotation, molecular function: protein binding. The record is from RefSeq and is a predicted model, not a curated record. Bases 305 to 1945 code for a protein of 546 amino acids. Gene Ontology annotation, biological process: regulation of DNA-templated transcription. Lineage: Eukaryota; Metazoa; Priapulida; Priapulimorpha; Priapulimorphida; Priapulidae. Gene Ontology annotation, cellular component: nucleoplasm. The transcript has 12 exons.
GGGCAGUAACUAUUCCAUCGAGACGGUGGGUAGCGGUCAGUCGAGACAAACGCGCGUGAGAGUUGUGCAGACGACGGCAGCUGAGUUGAGUCAGGCCCAGCAACAGGCAGGCCUGGUAGCCAGUCAAGUACAACAACAGUCACAGUUGGGUGAGCAGGACAGUUCGUCCAUCUUGGCUGACCUCAUCCGGGCAGCGGGCAUCGUUGAGACGGUGCCACCACCAGGGGGCGUCGCGCGGAGCGCGGGGGAGUUCGUCGACGUCGCGGGCGGCGGCGGUGGCGGAGGCGGGGAGGAGAGCGGCGUCAUGAAUGACUUCAAUGAGAGCGAGCUCGUGCAUGCAGCACAGACUGCCAGCCGCACACCGGGUCCAUCAGAACUUCAAGGUCAGUGGAUACAGUACGAGAUGCCCUCUAGUGGCGGGUCAGUGUUGAACGUUCCCGCAGGAGAGGAUGGUGUAUUUGAUCCUUCAACGAUGACAACACUGGUAGAACUAAGUGGCAAGGAGAGAAACAGCACUACACCAGAUCUGCUGCAGGGUCAAUAUCUAACGUUAGAGCAAGCAGCGGACCUAUUCUCGCAAGGUUUGCUAACGAGCGAAGGUGACGAGGUGCAAGUUAUCUCAGGCGCCGCCGUCUCCACCGACCAGAACGUGGAGCCACCAUCGGUGCAUAAGCAGCCUCUUGUUGCUGGGCAGGCUCAGCUGUACGUAGAUGGGUCAGGCAUUAGCGUGGCUGCUGAUAGCGCGGGCGUGGCUGCUACAGAGUUAGACCCGGCUACCGGUCUCUUCUAUCCAAACUCUCAGCAGGAGUCAUCACGGCUGCCUGCCAUCGCUCAGCCAGCGACCUCGGUUCAACUCGUUGUGACGACGCUGCCCUCUGGCGGCAUCCAGCUUCAACAAGAGAGCAUAUCCAGCGGGGGAGCCGCGCUGCUGCAGGAUCCGGGCGUACAGCUGCAGCGGCCGGCGCAGCAGGAGACUGCGGGCGUCAUGGCGGCAGUGGAGGCGCCACCGUGCGAUAACACAGCGACCGUCGCCAGUGCCGUGCAGGCGAUCAUGACGACGCGCGACGCGGCGGUGGUGGUGCAGACGACGGCGGGCGCCGGCGAAUCGUCGGACGCCGGUCGGCGAUUGAGCGCCGGCGAUGGCGCCCCGUCUCGACACGGCAACCUGAUGAGCGAGCUUACGGGGCUGGGAGCGAUCGUGACGGGUGCCGGGACGAACGCGGGGCGAGCGCCGCAAGUUGCUGAUGCAAAGAGUCGUUUGACGACCGUUACUGCCCUAGCACAAGCGGAUGUGGUCGCGAUGCCGGCCAUGUCAACACAGCUGGUGAUGGGCGAGCCAGCUGGCACUUCCGUGACGGUAAUAUCGAGUGGGCUGGAUACGUCCAGCAUGAACGUCGAGGACUUUACUAGUCAGAGGCUAGCCGAGACUGAAUACUUUGCCGUCAGUGAUACUAAGAAGGUUGGGUAUGCAUUGCCUGCGGAAUUAAUCUCACGCACACGCAAAAGAAAGAUGGAUGAGGGCAGCCAAGGAUCAGUGAGCGGUGGCAGCUGGGUUAGGGCUGCGAUGGGGUUACUGGAGAAGGUAUCCCGCUACAGAGGGGUGGGUCGCAUGAAGGGUGAACUCAAUGCUGCCGACUGGUUCAACAAACCCGUUGACCUAUCAGAGGCACCUGAGUAUCUGAAAAUCAUCAAGACGCCAAUGGACUUCAGUACCAUUAGGAACAAACUUAAAGCAGGACAGUACGGCAACUUUGACGAAUUCCACGCGGACAUGUUGCUGGUGAAGACCAACUGUCAGCUGUACAACCCGAGUGACCACGACGCGCGUAAAGACUGCGAUGAAGUGUUCCAAUUCUAUGCGCAGGAGUACAACAAGCUGAUGGAGAAGUGGCAGACGAGUCAUCUGAUGUCACCAUCGAAAGUGCCAUCCAUGAGCAAGAUUUAGAUGCCACGAGGCUGCGAGGAUUUCAGCAUUUGUUCAUCAACGAGCGAUAAAGAAUACCUGCUUGUGUAUCAUAUACCGUGCUGGUAGAGAGACGUAUUUAAUUUGUAGGGAAUUUGUACCCCUACUUACUGCAUUACGAGCUUUUAUCAAGUGUCAUACUUUGAUAGUUAAUCAAAGUUUGAUAGUCAUCAUUGAUGUAUUUAGAUGUUGUCUGUGAUCGCAUCUAAGCAUCUCUUUAGAACGUGUUUGUACGUGCGGACGUAGUGCAGCUGAAUCAAUGUUUACUCGUGUUAUUUCUGUAUUUUUUUUAUUAACUCGGAGGAAUGUGUAAAUUACCUAGACAUUCCAGACAUGCGAAAUACAAAUACUCGACUUCUGAAUGAUAUUUAAUAUAAUCCGCGUGCAUUUGAUAGCUUCGCUCAGAGUCGACGUUAUCUCGUUGCAUAUCUGUAUGUUAUCUGCCUAAGAUAUCACAUUCACUGUUUGCAUGAGUAAGGGUACUUAGUACCAGUGUACAUUAAUUUGUAAGUAUAACUGGGCUUGUAUAGGAAGCUUUAUCUCUAGGAGGACAAACGGGCUCAAAUUAGAUGUUGUAUAGGUAUAGUAUCAACGGAUAAAAAGCAGGGAAUGUUGAUAGCAAGACCCUAAACAGAUGUACAAAAGAACUAGUUUCUAAAAUAGUAUCAUUUUUAUUUCUCUACUGUUUUUCACAAUCAUUAGAAAAAUACGUUUUGUACAUAUUUAGUAUGUUUUAGUAGGAAUAAAUAGAUUUUACAGGAA